Porites evermanni is the source of this 3491-nucleotide messenger RNA. The record is from the annotation of a GenBank genome assembly. NCBI's taxonomy places the organism in Eukaryota, Metazoa, Cnidaria, Anthozoa, Scleractinia, Poritidae.
AUUGCACAGAAAUGGGAUCAGAAUAUUUCUGAUGGAAAGGAUGUCCUUGUUUAUUCUUUUCUUGGUGCAGGUUUGCAUAUUUACUGAUCAAUUAUUUAAAAAAGCUGAAUAACAAUAAUAUUAGUAACUCUUUACAGACAGAGAACAUGCACUGAAUUCGGUUAUGAAUAUGUAAGUGUUUAACCAUGCGAAAGUACUGCUCAGUAGCUAUCAUUUGAAUGGUCACCUUGAGGGGUUCAUCCACGGACUCAAAAGUUAGAACCACCUUGUACAGCAUGAUAAACAGUACCAUUGGAAACACCAGAACAUUUUAUUCUCAGACUCAAAAGUUGGAACCACCUUGUACAGCGCAGUAAUCAGCACUAUUGGAAAGUAGUGCACAGUAGCUUUUAUUUUUGAGAGGUCAAAUAUUAUAACCACCUUGUAAGGCUCAGGGCUUGACGUUGCGACCCGUGGGGUCGCCAAUGCGACUAGAUCUUAUUCAGUGGCGACUAACUUUUCACGCCUGGUCGCCAGGCUGGCCCCCGAGAUAUUUGUGACCUUCUUUGGAAAAACGUACACUAACGAUAUCCUGUUAAGUAAAGUUAAGUAAAGUUAAAGUCAAACGUUAGGCGGACCAAACGUUAGCUGCUAAGAAUCAACCGUUAGAGCGUUUAGGCAAACCGUUAGAGCGUUAGAAAAGCUUUAGCUAUCCCUUAGUUUUAUAACGGUUACGGAAUACACAAAUACGUAAAAAUGAAUUUUAUAACAACGGCCGUUGUAGGGACUAUGUAGCCUGUUUUGUAGAAGGUCUUCUCUUGUAUUCAGGACUGACUUUCUGUAACUUAUUGACGAUUUUUUUGAGUCUCAUUAAAAGAACUUUAGUACAUUGUAUUCUAUUUUUUCUUGAAGAUAAUUUAUGGCGACUAGAAUACUUGUCCUGGUGACCAAAAUUGAAAACGUAGAGGCCAGCUGGCCCCAAGAUUCUUUUCUGAAAGUCGAGCCCUGACUGGCUUAAUACCAUUGGAAAGUAAUGUACAGUAGCUUUCAUUUGAAUGGUCACAAACUUUAAAGUUAGAACCACCUUGUACAACGUAAUUAACAGUUCCACUGGAAAGUACUGCUCAGUAGCUUUUAUUAAGACAGCUGUGUAAACUGUAGCGUUACACAACAGGAUUAUAUACCGUAUUUAUUCGAAUAAGCUCCCAACCUCGAAUUAGCGCCCACCUCGAGUAAGCGCCCAUCCUAAAGGCAGAAAAAGUUAAUAAGCGCCCACCCCCUCCUCCUCCCAAUCAAACUCAAAUAAGCGCUCACCCCCACCCCACCCACUUGAGUGGAUAAAUGCUAAUAGGAGACUUCCCCCAGGACGGAGUUUUCUUCAGAGUAUUUUACUGGAACCUUGCUUUGUUACUUCUUCGCGUUUUGUUAUUAGCAUUUAUUGUUUUGUUGCAAACUGAGACAUACUUCACUUGCUGAAAACGGUGAAAAUUUAAUAAGCGCCCAGCCUCGAAUAAGCGCCCACUCUCAAGGUCCAAAAAUUUAAAAAGCGCCCUGGGCGGUUAAUCGAAUAAAUACGGUAAGUUAACUGAUUAAUGUCAUGAUCUGUAUCACUAAAACACAGCGUUAUGUUUCAGCUUCCCUGGCUUUCGUAGUACGAGUACUGGUUGGAAUCUCCUUCUGGCUUGUUGUUCGUAACUUUGGGAUGGGAUUGAAAGAAACUGGUUAGUAGCUGCUAGAAAUCUAGUCAACACUACACAAACAUUAGAGAGAUUUGCAGUCACGGUUACCCCAAACGGCAAAAGUGAAGUUGUACCACGUGUCCAAGUUUUCCCCUUAAUUGCUGUUUGAUGUUAAUUACUUCUACACAAAAAUGAGUGGUUUCACGCCAGUUUUAUCCACAAGAAAUGUUCCGGACAGUUUUUAACUGCUUAUUUUCUAUUUUUAGAAAUUCUCAACUUGAAUCUGACGUUUGCACAACGUUGGCUACCAAUAUUUGUCUAUCUUUGCUAAAAGAGUAAUCACCAUUAUUUUUCAGAUCUUCUCAACAUUAUUGGCCAAUAUUUGCCGUUGACCGCAACAUUGUUAGCCAACUUCAUUUGCAAUUCUGUUAGAGGCUUGGUUAAAACACUAUUAAAAAACUUCGGUUUACGUCAGAAUUUUAUCCACCGGUACCGACCUGUGGGCUUUCUUGUUGUUGCUUUUUGUCUUGCUUGUUUGUUUGUAGUAAAUGCAGUUUUGUAUCACAUGCAGGUUGUAUAUUCCAUGGAAGUAUGCUUUGCAAUGUUGGUAAAAAAUUUCUUUCAAAUAUUGGAUUUCAAAAAUGCCCUUCUUCCCUAGUUUACCAUUUCACAAAAGAAGGUAUAAAGCAUUUAUUUAGCCUCCCGCGGACGUCGUUGGGGUUCGUUUGUUGCGCAUUCAUUUCUCCCCCACGGACGUCUGCUAAACACAGCCGACAUUUACGUUCUGGAUUGUUUGAAUAAGCCAAUAAGCGGUUAGUUAUUGUGUCACGAUCAGCCAAUCACGGGCUGUGAUAUAAGUGAAACGGUACCUACGAAUUAUUUCUCGCUUUUUUAGAAGAAUAUUUAUUCUAUGCCUACGCAUGUACGCAUGGAUGAGACUCCGAAGAAAGUAAUAAGAAGCGAUUUUUUUUUUGUUUUCUUUGCAGCUGUAAUUUAGGAAAGGACUAAGUUCGUGUGUUUAGAAAAAGCGCAGUCGACAUCGCAGGGCUCAUCAAACGUGCUCUUGACGUUGACGUGUCUUUGUAUUCUUCAAGUGAAUUAUUUAUUUGCACAGCUAUCUUCUACCUGAGACGACUCAAACGUUUUGAAAAAAUCAUAGAAAUGAUGCAAUAUUAAAAGCUAUGGGGGAGAAAUGAAUGCGUGACAAACGAACCCCAAAGGACGUCUGGGGGGAGGCUAUCAUUUAUUAGCUCUAUUUCUUUGUAUGAGAGCGACCGAUUACCUAUAUUCAGAAGUGUUUCGUUAAUAGACCUUUUUACCAACACGGCGGCCAUAUUAAAUUAACUAGAUUUAAGAAAUAUUAUGGGAUGCCCAGGGGGCAUGAGCACGAUUCGAUAUGCUCGCUCAGUAUUUACGCGCGCUUUUCGGGUCAAUUUUUCACAAAGUUUUCCUAGAAAAGAUUGUAAUGGAAAAAACGAUUGUUGAGCCGUGUUUGGAUGUAACAAUGAUUGCCUUUUUCCCUAGAAAUAUACAGCCAAGUUUUCUUUUUCACCCGAAAAGCGCGUGUUAAUACUGAGCGAGUGCCCCCUGGGCAUCCCAUAAUACUCCUUAAAUCAAAUUAAUUCAAUAUGGCUGCCGUAUGGGUAAAAAAGUCUAUUACUCGAACAAGCGUGCCUUCAACUCGCUGUGCUGGAGUACCAAAUAUGACUUUCUUUCCAUUUUUUUUUUUCAGUGUUUAACCUUCCCGUGACAGGAGACGAGCCUCCGAUUUUCCCAAGGAAAAGAAACACUGCUAAAUGUUGUGGAGUAGUGUGCUGUGGCCCUUUAGGUUGA